Aedes aegypti (yellow fever mosquito) is the source of this 1128-nucleotide messenger RNA. RefSeq names its product AN1-type zinc finger protein 2A. Gene Ontology annotation, biological process: proteasome-mediated ubiquitin-dependent protein catabolic process; protein targeting to ER. The record is from RefSeq and is a predicted model, not a curated record. Bases 251 to 961 code for a protein of 236 amino acids. Gene Ontology annotation, molecular function: zinc ion binding. Gene Ontology annotation, cellular component: endoplasmic reticulum; cytoplasm. The transcript has 3 exons. NCBI's taxonomy places the organism in Eukaryota, Metazoa, Arthropoda, Insecta, Diptera, Culicidae.
UUGCAUCAUUUUUGAUCCAGCAGUGCGAAAACAAAAGGAAUUUCGUUUAGUCAUCGGAUCAGGGAGUCACAAUCUCGCGGAAGCAUCUGGUACAGUUUGGAAGCUUCUCCUGGUGGAUUCUUUAAAUUCAGGACGCGUUCGGGCAGCUGACGUCAUUCGUUUAGUUGGUGUCGCGAACACAGAGUGUUAAUUUUGAUUAAUGCUGGUUCUUAAGAGGAAUUGUUCGAGUUAAAGUAGAUCAGCAUCAAAAAUGGAAUUCCCUCAUUUAGGAAAACAUUGUUCGGAGAAAUAUUGCAACAAGCUCGAUUUCCUGCCAAUGAAAUGCGACGCUUGUGGGGAGAUUUUCUGCUCGGAGCACUUCAGCUACCAGACACAUUCCUGCCAUUCGGCGUACAAAAAGGACGUCCAGGUUCCGAUCUGUCCGCUAUGCGGCGAGCCAGUUCCUACGGCACGGGACGUUUCCCCGGAUGUGACCGUCGGGGCCCACAUUGACCAGUUUUGCAAAUCUGAGCGGAAGAAAAUCUACACCAAUCGAUGUUCGUUCAAAACCUGCAAAAAGAAAGAACUGGUUCCGUUUUCCUGCGGGGUUUGCAAGCGGAACUACUGCCUCAAGCAUCGUCACACCGUGGACCACGAAUGCCAGGGCGCAAGCAGUUCUGGAGCUCCGCCAGCAAGAAGCCUAGCUGCCCAGGCCGCAGUUCAACGUCAGCAACAGCAAAGUGUCCGCAGUGUGCCCCUUCAGUCAACAAGAUCGAAUGCUAGUCAGCUGGCCACGGCCGUUCAGGGUAACAUGUCCGAGGAUGAGGCCUUGGCCCGGGCACUGGCCUUGUCGUUGCAGGAGGAGGAGGACGAAAGAACUCGUGCGGAACGAGAUGCUGCCAACAAUGGGAGAAAUCCUCCGAACCGUAGUGGAAUAGCGGUGGGGGGCAACAGCGCUAAGGACAAGUGCAAUCUCUCGUGAUUGACACGGAUUAGGAUUAGAGGAAGGGACACUUUAGGAACGACAAUCGGUAAAUGCUUUUGGAGAAGGAGUUUUCUUUCUUUACCUUAGAGUACAUAGUUUAACACGUAUCAUAUUUGCUCGCUUUAUUCACUCUCAGUGCAGAUUAUAUCAAUGUUUAAGAUGAA